Messenger RNA from Clunio marinus, 222 nucleotides. The record is from the annotation of a GenBank genome assembly. NCBI's taxonomy places the organism in Eukaryota, Metazoa, Arthropoda, Insecta, Diptera, Chironomidae.
AUGUUGAUAUGUAUGUGUCUGAUGCGCGACAUCGAUGGCAUUACCAUGCAAUCUUCGCUCUAUAAAGCAAGCAAGCAAAUAAACGAACGCAGACAAUAUCAUUUAUUGUAUCCUGUCUCACGCCAAAGUAGUCCCUUGACAUUAGUCGUGUGUUGCUUUCGUAUGGAAACAUCACAUUGGUGCCGAAGAACAUACACCAGGCCAGAACAUCGUUUAGAAUGA